AUGCAGUGGAAUCACAUUCCAUCAAUACAAAAUGCACUACAGUACAUUGAUAGAUAUGUCUCUGCAUGGAAUCCACGAGCACUGGAUCUUAGAAACCAAACAUUCCAUCGAUCAAUUAUUGAUGAUCCUUUCUUGAUGGACACAACAAUGAUUCAAUCAAGUGAUGCUUCAAAUGACUAUUGUGAGUUGGUCAAUUCUGUUCAACGACAUACAAAGUGUACUGCCCAAAGUUGCCUCCGAAGAAAGGGCACAACUCUUCUAUGUCGUUACAAAGCCCCUUGGACCAUUCAAGAAAAAUCUACUCUUUCAAAUGUUGAAAAUGGCCAACCGAAACACACCCCUGCUCGCAAUGAUGACCACCUCAAUCUUCACAACCCAUUCAUACUUUCUAUAUGGAGGGCCAAUGUAGAUUGUCAACCAGUUCUCUCAAUAGAUGUUGUGAUCAAAUAUAUUGCAAAAUAUGCAGCUAAAGCUGAAAACAAAUCUGAGACAUAUCAUCAAAUGUUGUCUCGCAUUUCAACAAACUUUGAGCCUGAUAAACCAGCUCCUAAUGCUUUUCAAAAAAUGCUUCUAGAGAACCUUGUUGACCGUGAUAUAGGAGCUCAAGAGACUUGUCACCUUUUACUAAAACUACCACUAUCCCUCUCUAGCAGAACAUUUGUUUCUUUAAAUGUGAACCAAAAAAACUUCCAAUGUGUUUCAAUCUCCCCCACAGGAACAACCACUUAUCCAAAUUAUAUUGCAACCUACAUGGAAAGGCCUAUACAUCUAGAGAGAAUGUGUCUUAUUGAUGUAACUAAAAAAUGGUCAUUCAAUGCAUCUCGAAAACGCGAUCAAUGGAAAGAGAGAACCAAUCCUGUAAUAGUUCGAGUCUCCCCUAGAUUCACAUCCAUACCUUCAAAGGAGGACAAAUAUUUUCAAGCAUUUUGUUGGAGUGAACUAAUACUAUACCAUCCAUUCCGCAACAUUGAGAUGGAUUUUGGCUCUUCGGAUGAUGAAAUUAAAGCACAAUGGGAGAGGUUCUCCAACAACUACCAUCCAUGGCAUGUACAUCGAACAACCUCAACAACAACGGAAGAAAGUGAUACUAGCACUCCUGCAAGCGAGCCUGAACAGAUACAACAGGACUUCCUUACUGAAUGGCAAGCCCUUUCAGCUUUAUACCCAGGAAUUCCUAUUCAACUGGAUGAACUUGAUAUGCUUGGCCAACGUGAAAUUGACUUGAGCCAUGACUGGGGAAAACACCACAUACCCACACAAUAA
Molecule: messenger RNA, 1263 nt
Organism: Cryptomeria japonica (Japanese cedar)
Lineage: Eukaryota; Viridiplantae; Streptophyta; Pinopsida; Cupressales; Cupressaceae
Exons: 1
Coding region: 1-1263 (420 amino acids)
Source: RefSeq, a predicted model, not a curated record